Paramuricea clavata is the source of this 6196-nucleotide messenger RNA. The record is from the annotation of a GenBank genome assembly. Lineage: Eukaryota; Metazoa; Cnidaria; Anthozoa; Malacalcyonacea; Plexauridae.
AUUAAAUAUAAUCAAUAAUUUAAUUAAAAUAAACAAUUAAUAAUUAAUUAAUUAUUUAACUACAUUAAAUAAUUAAUUUCAUAAUGAUUAAUUAAUACUUCUUAAAUAAUUUUAGUAUCAAUUUAAAUUAAUUCAACAAUCUUCCGGACAAAAACCGAAGAUUAGGCCCCAUAAAUUUAAUGUAAUAACCCAGUUUUUAAUACAACGAUCUAGUACGGCAACAAAUCCAUUCCACGCAUGUCAAGUGUUGCUACGUAGCCGAAGUGAACACCUGAGCAGACGUCUUGUUCAAUACACCCUUCCGUGAAGUACGUCACUUUGGCUAUAGAGCCUCGUUUUCGUGUAUCUGACAUUAGUUAAAGAAUCACAGUCAACCGUGAUGUUUCGCGCGCUAAAAUGUUUCGAUUCUUUUGUAUUCCGCCAUUUUAUCAGCCACUUUAGUGACGAAAGAUUGACAUCUAAAGCGUAUCCUUAUCAAUCUGCAUUAUUCUUAGACAUUUUUUCAUAGUUGGAAUAUGCAUGUUAAAGGGCAAUGGCAACAAAAAUUUUUAUUGUUUCAUUUGAAAGAACGUUUAAAAUCAUCUCUAAAAUCUUGUUAUAUAUGUUUCAUAUCUUGCUGAUUCUUGAAAUAUUUUGACUGAAAAUAAUGAACUGUCAGCCAUCUUGGAUUAUUGAGGAUAUGCAUGAUACCUCACAAGUGGGAUCACGCAAGUUUUUUCUUAUCUUGACAGCCAGUGAUCACUAUGAACCCGAAACUCGAUUUUGAUUGCUAGUUCAAAUUUUGAAUUGCAACAAUUUAAACAACUUUUGAUUGUUACUCUGUAACUUAGAAGUAAUUUUAUAAAGCUAACCCAACUCCUGACAUCAUCAAAACGACAGUUAAUGAGGUUAAGAAUUAAUCCAAGAUGGCGGACAACUCAUUGCUUUCAGUCAAAAUAUUCAAAAUAUUUCAAGACUGGAAUAAAAUUUUAUAGAUAAUUUUAAACGUUCUUUGUAUUGAGAUAAUAAAAUUUUCUGUUACCAUUGUCCUUUAAUAAUAGAGCAUUGAUUGAGAUUUUGGCUCUGCAAAAUGCUGAUGGUAGACAACCUCGGCACAGACCAAAAAAUAAUUAAGUUUAUUUAAGUUUGUAACAUAACAGUGACAUGUUUUUGUCGCUGAUAGGACUGCUCCGAAUAAAUAAAGGUGUCUAUCUAACCCUGUAACGUUUAUACAUUUGCAUCCGACGCACAAUGAAUAUUGAACCUUACCUCCUGGGUGUCGAAACUCCUGCAUCUGUGGCGAGUACCAGGUAGGUCUUGGCGCCAUUCAGGCAGUACCAGGCAGGUCUUGGCGCCAUUCAAGCAGUACCAAACAGGUCGUGGCGCCUGUCAAGUCAUUGCUUGAUGUUUCCCCAGAGCAAAUCAGGCAGUGAUUGGUGGUCUACGAAGACAUCGCCGUUAUCCAGCCAACCAUCUGACAAGCUUAUGACCCGCAUCAUUUCAUCUCCAUUCCCAAUCCGAUCUACGGAAAACGAUUUCGCCAUCAGUAUGCUGUUUCUGUAAUAAAUGGAAAUUCAAUAUAUCUAGCUAUUUAUGUUAAUCAAGUGAAUUUAAUUAAGCAUGUGCUACAAACAACAUUUUUGAACGUGAAAAAGUUUAAAAUUCACUGAACUAUAGUCAUUGAUACAGGUAUGUGUCAAUGCAGAGACGACUUAGGCGAUUGCGUACUCUUUAAUAUAGUUACGGGUAUAGGCACGAACAUAUAGUCUACGUUCACAUGGGACUGGAUGAAUUCGGCGCCGUCACAGAAUAGAGACUAAACAGAAGCCCGACUUCUUGGUUUUUCCUACGAUUUUGGCGUAACCGUAAUUCGUCAUCAAAAUGCUGACCCCAUGGUCCUAGCCUGUGGACUUAUUAGAGGCAUUCACCCCCUCAAAAUAUUCAAAAUGGCGGACGUCCAGGGGAAUGCCUCUUAUAAGCGCAUUCGCUAGGACCAUGGCGUCAGCAUUUUGAUGACGAAUCAUGGCGUGGCAGCGGCUUUUUAAGCCGAGUCAACCUUCUGUGUGUCUGCGGCACCGUACUCAAAUUUUUCCGGUUCUACAUGUUCACAUGGAACCGGAUUAAUUAUGAGACGAUAAGUGUUCACACCGAACGAAUUGUGGCUCCAAAAGUAUUUACGUUCUCGUGCGCAGAUAGUCUCAGUCAGUCUCAAUCCCAAUUCCCUACCGUGCAAAAUGGUCUUGAAAAGGAAAGGUUCCGCUGUUCACAUGGCGCCGUCUAAUUUAGGAGCCAUUCCAGUACAAAACGAAACCUAAUUUUAUUUGGUCUCGAAUUCUGCGGUUAGCUGUUCUGGAAUUCGUCCGCUUUCAUGCGUUCCGUGUGAACGCAAGGCGAAACCCGACGAAUUUGAGUACGGUACAGAAUUCAUCCGGUGUGAACGGGGCCAUAGAGAUCAGUCUUUGUCCAUAUUAGCGCGUGCUUUUUUAACCUAGACCCAUCUUUACAUCUAUCUAUAGUUAAAAUUUUCAGUAUGAAUAGAUACAAGCGUAAAAGUUUGUCAUGACCUCAGUGAGUUUAGCAAUUUAAACAGUUUAAAGCAAUAUGCUAAUUUUUUCCCCGAUUCCCAACUGCUAAAUGUUUUUUCGUCCAUUUUAAAGGAAAUAAUAUUAGUAAUUAUCACUCUUGAGCACAGCGGGUUUUUAUUGGAAAUCAUUGAGGUGAGCGACAAUGAGGUCGUGGACAUGACUCUAACUAACCUCAUGCGAAACAGAAGGUGUUUAUUUUAUGCAAGUAAUUUGUUUCUUCAUCGUCGGCAGAGAAGACACAAAGCACGUAUUAAUAGAUAUCUUAAUUUCCGUGACGUAUUUAUAGGCACUCUAAAACCUUUCAACAUAAUAAAAACAAAAAUAUUUUUCAGCAAAGUAUCCUGCUCUCAUUUCUCGAGCAUCAUGAUUUUCGACUCCAUUCAAAGCAAACUGUUCUGGACGGUGUUGCUAUACUACUUCUCCGUAAUCCUGGGUGUAGCUUUUAGGAGAGAAGAAAAUGGACACGCUCAAAUAUUUUUUCAAAUCAAACAAGGUGCGUAGAAAAUAUCAUUCAACAAUCUGUCUAAUUUUGGAACUUAAAUAUUGAAGUUUGACGCAGAACCCAAAACCGAACAACUUGAACGUAAAUAAACAUGGCACGUUCAGACAAAUUUUUAUAUUGUUAAUGUUGUUUGCACUCAUGCAGAAAAAGUAACUUGCAGUAUCCAAAUUGAGUCAACUAUAAUUUACUAAAAAUACUUUCUGGAUAUCGCGAUUGGGCAUCCAGCCCCCAAGGUUUUAACAUUUUAGCCGUUGCACACAUUCAGAAUAUUAGUAAUUGCACGACAAGUUUAAUAGAUAAGAUCGUAUGUUGUGCGUUUUUCAUCAUCACUGACAUUAUUUUUUUUCAGGCGUUCGAUCACAGCGAGAAGCAUUCAUCAGUUUAAGAGCGAAGACAUCAAUCCAGUGCGCUGUAUUUUGUCUGGACGAAAAAACCUGCAAAUCUUUAAACUAUGCUGAAUAUGCCUCUGUCAAACAUGGUCAGGAGAAUUGUGAAUUACACAAUGAAACCAAGAAUGAUGACGGAAAUCCAUUAGAAUUCCUGAAAGAUGAUAGAUACACCUUCUAUCAGAUACCUGGAGCAUCACACAAACCAGAAAAGAGACAGAAGAUAGAAAAUGCAACUGAACAGGUAUAUAUCUAUCUUCCUUUAUCACAGGAAAAAUAGUGAAAUCCGUAUUAUGCAAUUUGCAAUUGCAACACUAAAACCAUACUAUUUCCACACUAUAUCCAUAUAGUAUGGAAAUUGCAAUUAGUAUGAAAAUUGGAUUUCCAUACUAUUACCAAAGAUCCAUGAAAAACAGUAGCGUAACCAGACUGACGAUUUAGUCCCGCUAUGCAAAUAUUUUCGUGUUCAUUGACUGUGAAAACAAUCAAUUUUGAAAUAAAUAAAUAAUGAUAAUAAUUUUGAAUUUGCUGGUGGGCCUAAAUUGUCGGGCUUGCUAUGCCAUGCACUGAUGAAAAAUAAUUGAGUGUAUUAGCAAGUAAAGUUCAAGCCCGUAUAUAGUCAGGCUAUUUUCUAUUUUCCAACAAUGGGAAAGAACGCACUCUAUCUAUAGGAGCUAGAUUUACUUAGUUAUAUUUUGUUAUUACCAAUUUAUAAUUUUUAUAUAGCAGUAUAUUGUACAUGCUCAACUUUAAUUUGUUUAAUUAACAAGUUACUUGAAUGAACAUAAAGUGAGAAUUAUCAGUUUUCUGAUAUGCACCAACUGAAAAGGCACUAUAGACAUGUAAUUGUUCUAAAUUUCGUUUUAGGCAAACACACCUUCACUGAACAGAAGUUGUCUUGACCAUUUUAACCAUGGUAGUAAAACAUCGGGUUAUUACACCAUCUUUAAUGGGAUAAAAGUACAUCGCGUAGUAUAUUGUGAUAUGGAAUCUGAACCAGGAUCCGUUUGGACACUUAUCAUGUCCUUCGUGAGAGAAAACAAAGAUGUCGAUUCAUUUAGAUCGAAAGCAAUGUAUGAACGUUCGCCACAGAACAAUUCGACUCCAAAUUGGGCCAAGUACCGAAUGAAAAGAUUUCUGAUGUAUGUAAUAAAGAACACGACAACUCACUGGCGAGUUACAUGCAGUUUUCCACAAUAUGGUGUCAACGUCAACACCGACUACGUCCGAGCUGCCUUCGCUGAUUUUGAUUUGAUGGAUGAAUUUAAUGACGAAUGCAAGAAUGUGAGUCACAUAAGUGUCAUGGGACAGUCUUGUUCAGAAUGUACGGCACACUGGUCGCAGGGUAAUGGCAGUGCACCACAUAUCGCUGCUGUUGAUGAGAAGGAUGUUUGUGAUAUAAAAAGUGAUAAAAGUGGAAACAACUAUUUUGGUGCGUACGAAAACUACAAUGCCACAUUUCGUUGUACAGAAAAUAGAACUUCAACAACGAAUUACUGGUUUGGUGCCUAUGUUUGAUAGGACUGCACGAGACGCAGCCUCAGGGAACAAUAGCAUUUGAACAAUAGCAUCAGGGAACAAUAGCAUUUGUGUGGAAUUCUUGUGGAACUCUUGCAUAUCAACUGCUUUACAAGAACUAUAUAUUUCAGUGUUAUUUAGAUAUGAUACAAGCUAAUUUCCCAUAUUAUAUCGUAAUUUUUUGCACGAAUAAGGCUGAACCAUCAAUGUUUCCGUGAUCACAUAUGCAAUAGGAUUUUAAUUUGCGUAGGCAAAUUCUAAGUUUUGAAAGAUUUGUACAAAAUGUUUGAGGGAACAGACUCGGUGUUUAACAAGCCCUUCAAUUAACGUAGAAUUUGCCUACGCAAAAUUCCUACUGUGAUUACAGAAACUUUAAUACUUUAAACAAGCCCCUAUGUAUUAUUGGUAUUACAUCUAUAUCAACGCGAGGACCAUGAAAACACGUAGCUUAGAGUAUUUAUGGGGUGUCUAAAAAAAAAAACGCUAUGGAAAUUCAACGGGCUGUCGUGCAUCAUAAACGUGGCUAUAAACAAUUACAUUUUUACAUACGACAAAAGAACAGUUAAAUAGCUUUUCAAUGAUACUCUUUUUAAAUCGUAACGAUGAGGAAUGGCCGCAUACUCGUCAAAUGAAAAUUGCCGGUCGAAAUCACAUUCUUCCACCGUUGGGAACUGCAUGGAAAACGAAAUACAGUCAUAGACAAUUCCCAAGAGGGAUCUAAAAUGAGCUCGACUCGUCAAUCUUCGUCUUAGUGAGACAAUAUACUGAUUACUUAAUAAGAACGUCCAUUAUUUAAACAUGAUUCAAUUAACCCCUGGACAGAGAACAUUCGUAAUCAAAACCUUUUACGAAACAAAUAGGUUGCAGCAGGCUCGCGUUGUUUUUGGAUUGACUAACUUUGCAUAAUUAAUGAAUAAUGUAUUUUCAAUUCCCAACGGUGGAAGAAAGUGAUUUCGACAAGCAAUUUUUAUUUGACGAGUAUGUGGCCAUUUCUUAUCGUUACGAUUUUAAAAAGCUAGAUAAAAGCUCUUUCAUCGUAUGUAAAAAAUGAAUUGUUCGGCUAAGUUUAUGAUGUAUGACAGCCUGCCCAUGAUAGCCUCAUUGCUAUCUCUAUGGAUUGCAAUGGAUUAUUUGGUAUGUGGGUUUAUGUGGGUUUGAACGGUAGAAUAUCUUAAUCUUAUAUUAUAGUGAAAUCCCAUCGCUAUAUUAAAUCUUGUAGGAACACG